AUGAUGGGUCACCAAAAGACUUUAAAAACGAUUCUGGAUCUAGCAGCUAGUAGUGGCUUUUUAAUAAAAUCUCUACUUCCUAAAUAUAACAUCGAUCAAUAUAAAAUAGGACCUGUAGGAUUAUUCCUGUGUCAAAAUAUAAAUCUGGAAUGGUUUUAUAAUUCUGUAAUUAACAAAGAAAUAACAGUUUGCAUGAAUCGGGGAGAUAUUAAUGAUACUUUUGAUUUUACUAAACGAUUAUGUUCUGAAAAAUUACCUUUCGGUAUAACAUCUUCUCAAAAACAAAUUAAAUCUUACAAUUCAGAAGAAAUAGUCAGUUACUACAAAAAGGCUUCUGCUGGUGAAAUAUUUAAUUUAGAAGAUAUUCUAAGGCACGAAGAUGAUGUUUUCCUAAAAUUCAUCAUUUUCGUCAAUCCCACUGACUCCACAAGGUUAUUUCACCACUGGCAGAAGCAAAGGAGAAUAUGGUUUAGAAAGUUUUCAGCUGCUCCAGGGAAAUACUCAUUAACAGAUAUAAAAAAUGAUGAAAAUACUAUACAGACUGUAGAUAUUUUAGCAAACUAUCCAUGGGGUUCGCAACAUUUAGAAACGCUUACUCUCAAUAGAUGCGAUUCAAAUUUUACUAAUCAGCAAUUACAAUUUAAGGAAAGAAAAUUUAUCACUGCUCAUACAAUCACCAGUCAAGUUAAUCUACCAAUUUUAUUUUUAAAUACAUUGUGUGACGCUUAUCAAGAACAAAGUUAUCAAGACAAAAGUAGAUCAUUAUUUCUAUUUCAUAGGAAACUAGCCCCGUACAAAAUCAGUUUCGCAAUAUCUGGUACUAAUCAAACUGCAAUAAAAGAAUUGGAGGAUUUAGCUUUGUAUCUGUGUAAACAAUUGAGAACAAAUCACUUUUCCACUCUAUAUCUUCCGAGUUCUUCAAAAAAUACUUUGGAAGCUCAGUAUAAACAAUAUGAUUUGUUAGGUAUACCGUACACUAUAUUAUUGAAUGAAAGAACUUUAAAAGAUGGAAUUGCUCAUUUUCGUUCUCGAGAUACUACUUUAAAGGAACAAGUCCAUGUUACAGAAAUAGUUAAUCACGUCGAGUUGUUAUUUAAAAAUUAUUAAAAUAUAUGACUUACAGAUUGUAGGGCUAGAAAUAUUAUUUGAAUCAAUAAAUAUGUAAAACAUGAAA
Molecule: messenger RNA, 1174 nt
Organism: Diorhabda sublineata
Lineage: Eukaryota; Metazoa; Arthropoda; Insecta; Coleoptera; Chrysomelidae
Gene: DNApol-gamma35
Product: DNA polymerase subunit gamma-2, mitochondrial
Exons: 5
Coding region: 1-1107 (368 amino acids)
Biological process (GO): mitochondrial DNA replication
Cellular component (GO): cytoplasm; mitochondrion
Source: RefSeq, a predicted model, not a curated record